AUGGACAGGUAUCUAUUUCAGCAGACUCAGGAAAGAGGGACAAUUCCAAACAGCACUCCUAAAUUCACAGUAAAUAUCGAGCUUAAGACUUUCAAGCUAGACAGAAAGCUUUACAGAGCGCGACGCUGUGCGGAGCCGGGCGCAGCUGUUCUACGCUCGGCCGCGGGGACAGUAGCAGAGAACGGAAGGGCACUCGGGCUGGCGCCCGGCCCUCGCGCCCUCGUCGCCGCUCCUCGCCCUGCCGUGCGCUCCUGGAGGAUGUCUCGGCCUGGGCCGCGGUACGCGCCGCGGAGGCCCCGUCCCCUUCAGCCGGUCUCGGCAGCGGUCCAGGCGCCCGCCCACCCACGUGGGCGCCCGGAGGGGCGAACCGAGAGGCGGACGCUCGGAACCAGACCGGAAGCCGAGGGAGCAGCCGCGCUGUCGCGCCUCGCCCCUCCCGCGAGCCCCCCGGGCUGGUCUUUCCGCGGAGCGGUGUCGGAAGUCCUCGGUCGGGCCGUGUUGCGCGUGAGCUCCCUGCUCGUGCCCAGCCAAGCAGCUGGACGGACGUGCGCACAAACUUUGACACAGUGCGAUGAGCACAACAGAAAGCAGUAUUGUGAGGUUGCAGGUGAAAAGCUGCUUGAAUCCAUAGAUGUGGGACCUACAAAUACAUAGGGUGGACUGUAUUCCCAUUUGUCAAAUUAGCGGAGUAGAUGAGUAAGUGUUGAACAAAUUAAAACUUCCGUUAUGCUGAGGAUGGAGCUCGUGGGAGAGCAUUUGCCUAGCAUGCAUGAGGCCUUGAAUUUGAUCCCUGACAGUGCGAAAAAAACCUAAAAAGCCUGUUCUCAAGGUGUUCCAUUACUAAAGGCUAAUGAGACUAAAUGGCAGCAGAAAGAAAGCCAGGGUGCUCUGGGCUCCUUUUAGGAAGUUCCUUACUUAAGCACCAGACUCAAAACCUCACAUGAAAUAGGUACAAGCUCAAGGGCAGGUUUUAUUUACAAACAGGCUUUGACCAUCCACUUUGACAGUAACACCAAAUGUAUUAACCAUUAGUUGUAUUAGAAAAGGGGAUAAUUUGCAUGGAGAUCUAAAACUUCUAACUGUUCUCCCACUAAUCCACUCUAUACCCCAUAUGGCAACCAAAGUGGCCUUAAAAUAAAUGCGAUGCUGUACUCCUCUAUUUAAA
Chinchilla lanigera (long-tailed chinchilla) is the source of this 1165-nucleotide messenger RNA. RefSeq lists its product as uncharacterized. The coding region runs from base 1 to 654 and encodes 217 amino acids. The transcript has 3 exons. The record is from RefSeq and is a predicted model, not a curated record. NCBI's taxonomy places the organism in Eukaryota, Metazoa, Chordata, Mammalia, Rodentia, Chinchillidae.